This is a messenger RNA of Perkinsus marinus ATCC 50983, 1029 nucleotides long. RefSeq lists its product as hypothetical. Lineage: Eukaryota; Perkinsozoa; Perkinsida; Perkinsidae. The transcript has a single exon. The coding region runs from base 1 to 1029 and encodes 342 amino acids. Gene Ontology annotation, molecular function: DNA binding. Gene Ontology annotation, biological process: DNA recombination; DNA integration. The record is from RefSeq and is a predicted model, not a curated record.
AUGUCUGCUCGGCGUAAGAAAGCCGUCGACUUCCUCGCCGAAGCUCGAGCCCGUGGACAGAACGUCCCGGAGGAAGUGGGUGAUCUGAUCCGCUCCGCUCUGGCUCCGAGCACGCGGCGCACCUAUAGUUCGGGGGAGAAGCUGUUCCGAGACGUCAUCCUGGGUUCGAGGGUCCGCCUCGACAAGAUGUAUCCCGUGUCAGCCGAGUCGGUGCUCACAUUCGUCUAUAUUCUCAACAAGGUGGGAUAUGCCUACUCUACCAUAAAAACUUACACGGCAGCUCUAAAAACACGGAACAUCGAGGUCGGACACAUUUUCUCACAAAUCGAAGUUGAACACAUCCGAAGGGCACUUAUAGCCGUCCGGAAGGAGAACUCUGGUGCUAGUGUCGAGCCCACUGCCAAGCUUCCAGUCACGAUCAGCCAAACACGUCAGGCUCUCAAAGCGUGCGUGAAAGAAAAGAAGAGAUCAGGCAUUGCUCUUCUGGUAUGCAUCUUCGGGCUGCUGAGAUGCAGAGAGUGUCUAGGACUGAGGUGCAAUGACAUAACGUUCAACACCAUAGACGACAUGGAUGUCGUGUCACUCUACAUCAAUCGCAGCAAAUGUGAUCGCUUUGGCGAAGGAGCUCUCGUCCGGAUAGGGUGUGCGGUCCGCAGCACUGCUCGGCCAUGUAAGGAGCCCCUGUGCGCUGUACAUCAGUUGUACGCUUUCAUGUGCGAUGGCUUCGCCGCCAACACGAUGGAGCGGACCAGCCUUCUGUUCAACAACUUAUCGUACUCCACUUUCCGACGACAUGUGCAAGAAGUCUUUAGGUCCUCUGAACGACCCCAAUCGUCCGUGGCUACCCACUCCUUACGCCGCAGCGGUGCCCAGUGGAUGUGGUUCGCCGGCAUAAGCACCUUCAACAUAGCGCAAUAUGGCAGAUGGUCAGUACAGAGCGUCCUAGAGAGGACAUAUCUGAAGGGAGUAACUAAGGCGAGUGAGCAUCAGUAUGCAUCAUCCAUGAUGCGAGGUUCCUAUCAUCCUUAG